AUGCUGCAACACAAAGAGAGCGGAAACAACUUGUCCUCAGUAUCUGAGGGAAAUCAAACAGCAGAAACAGGAACCUCAGCUCAUUCUCAAAAUACGACCUGGGUGAAAGUACAGUCCUCACUUACUUCAAUUGCUGUUACGUUGCAAGACAAGCGAAGUAGAACCUCAUGGAAAUAUUUCCUUUUGAUUGUUUGCAUGCAUAUUUAUGUCAUGUGGACCUCAAUAUUUAUUCCGACCCUUGGUAACUAUAAUUGGGGCGAAUAUGGUGUCUGGGUUUUCAAAGCAGUCAAUUAUGCUUAUACAUUUUCUCUCGACUUGGUUUCCUACAAUGCAAUGAUAGGCUUGGCUAUUACUAGCCUGGUUAUCAUGGUGCUCUAUUUCAUCAUGCUUUUUUUUGCGUACAGAACGGUCAGCAAUACAAGCAAGUACUCGGUUAAAAUCAAGAUGCUAGUAGUCAUAGGGAGUUAUUGCAUGAUAUUUUGUGGUAAUACGUUUGCGUUCAUCAUUUCUAGCUUUAUUGAUUGCAACACUAGUUCAUACAUACACUUGGAGGGUCAGGAUCAACCAGUACAAUCCCUCACAAGAUUCCCCACAGAAGCUUGCUACUUGUCACUCAAUAUUGGGCUCAUUGUUGCGUGUUUUGUGGGUAUUAUCCUUCUUUCUUUGGCCACUUUCAUUGCUCACUCCACAGUGGCUAAUUUGCAUCCCCACAAUAGUGCUCCUUUUAGAAUGGAGUCCUCAUUUACCUUCUCAUUGCUUCUCUCAUUUAAUAACUUGGAAAUCAUGCUCACAUUUGUGAUACCUCAAUCCGUGGUAUAUAUUCGAGCAGUGUUACACAUUGUAUUUUCGGUAGUGUGGUUGAUUAUCUUGUAUUUCCAAACUCCAUUCUUUAGAAGAGUAGAAAAUUCAGUUUACUUUGCGGUUGGAAGCGCCAAACUUGGCGCUGCAAUUGGUUCACUAAUUUCAAGUGUGUCCAACGCUUCAAAAGCAUGGGACUUGGGACUGGGAAUGAUGGGUAUGACGAUAGGUCUUGUUAUUAUUCUAUUUGUGGUGGGGUUUAUUACCAUGGAAUUGUAUUCUCGAUUAGUUUUGAAGAGAGUCGAGUCAUUGAUGGAACGGAUUGUCAUGGAAAAGCAAGGCGUAAAAGAGAGUGGUUCUAUCUUUUCAGAGAAAGCCGUAGAAAAAGAUGCUCUCUCCAUUUAUGUAGAGCUUGAAGAACAUAACUUGUUGCGUUACUUGGCAAUGUAUCUUAGAUUUUCAAUUGGUGAGAUUUCUUUGAAAAAUAGCAUUGUGCCUGAAAACUUACCAAAUAGCAAGGCAUUAUCUUUUGUGAAAGGCAUUUCUACUCAAAAAGCAUUUUCAAACAGCUCUUUGCUGAUUUGCUCUGCUCUUAUUAUUGCUUAUGGAUGGAAUGAUGAGAAUUCAUUCAUUUUUUCAAUUAGUCUUUUAAGAAAGGCUGUUCGUCAUGCAGACCUUUUGGAGAAAAUUGUUAUUAGAGAGAGGGAAACAGAAAUUGAGGUUGAUGCAGCAGAUGCCAAGAAUGUUGUUGAAAUUAAACACACGUUGGAGAACACAACAAAGUGGCAGGAUGAGUUGAAAUCAUUGCAUCGCCUUUUUUGGAAAGAAUUGAUGAAUGAGUUGCCCAGCUCUGACAAGGUGGAUCAAAUGAAUAGAAGAAUCUCGUACUUAACAUCAAAAUGUGAGUCUACAUUCACCAAUCUGAUGGCUAUAGCGUCAAAAGAUAAGACCGUUCUACGAGCUUAUGCUCUCUUUCUAGAACAUUUUAUGUUUGAGAAGGAUUACGCCCAGGAAUUGUUAGCGGAAGCAUUGGCUAUUGAAGAGGAUGAAAACACGAAACGCUCCAAACAAAGACAUCCUUAUAAACGAAUAUUUACCAAGGGUAUGCUUUCCAAGAGUAUCACUCAACCCUUUGAAGAGGCACGAAUGUCUGUGGAGUCGAAACUAGAUUUGGUUGAAUUAGAAAAGGAAGAAUCAUUCAGCGGUGUCGAAGGAAAGGGAGAAUCAAAGAAAGAGACUAUUUUCAAAUUUGCUCUUAGGGUACCACCUCCACACCGUUUUCAAAUAUUCCUUUUGGUUGUGUUAAUAGUGUUCUCGUUUAUAACUCUGGCCCUUUGUUCAGCAUUUUCACUGGCGGUAUCCACUCACAUUUCAGAGGAGCCACAAAGAGAGUAUGAGAUUUGCAGAUCCUCUAUGGCUACAGCAGGUCUAUUUCGAACUGUGAGAUUGAUUCAAAACGUGAUGGAAAUGUUUUCAGGCAAAUACAAUAUCACAGAUGAAUUGAAGGGGUAUUACCAAGAAUAUACAACCAAACGUUACAAAAGAAUGAAUGAUUACGUAGACAAUCUAAAAGUGAUUCCAAAGUAUGCUCAGUCGUCGGCUUUCAGUGAGGGAAUGUAUGAUUUUUAUAUCAAGCCAAAUAUUUCAGUUAUGAUUCCAUUCAUUGCAGAAAAUUCCAUAGAUCAAUCUUUCCUGUCAUACUACUUGCGAAAUUCGUCUAUGGAGGAGAUUAACAACCUUGUUAUCCGAUAUUUCGACAAGAUCACAAACAAAUGGACUGAGUCUGAUUUUAAUACGCCUCUCUACGACUUUGAGUUUUCCUAUUUAUGGGCAAACAAGAUUCCUCUUGGUGGGUUUUAUACCACUUUCUGUGAGUCACUUGUGGCCAACAACAAUAUUGACGCAAAGCAACUUGUGAACUCGCAAAUGGCUGCAUCCUUGGCUGUGUGUAUUGGGUAUGGCGCUUAUGCUAUUAUUUUUGUGUUGCUUUCUAGGAUGGAGCUGACCUCAACAAAGAGAAUCAUAAAGAUUUAUGAAGAAAACAUCUCGAAGAACGUCAUUGGAAGAGUGUACCACGAAUUGGGAUCCAAAGACGACGAUUCUGCACAUCAGGUGUCUAAAAGUAUUCUCACCAUUCCCAAAAACGCUAUUCCUUUAUUUCUGAUGCUAAGUAUAAUUCUCAUUUGGAUUUGUGGAGGAUUAAUGUACAUGGAAACAAGCUUGAAUUUAGAAAAUGCCACAAUAACUGGACAAACAAUUACUGCUGGAUCCUUUGUUUUGAGAGUUGUGCACAGAAUCGCUUACCGAGUGGGAGAAUAUUUCACGUUUUACAGCAUUCCACCAGGCGUCCCAGUUAACAACCCCUUACUUACAACAAAUGCAGAACUUUUGGCUUAUAGACUUCAAGUGAGAUCCUACAUUGCGGAUAUUAAUAACAAGUUCAACAAUUUAGUGUAUGGGCAGUACAAAACUAUUGGCAGAUAUGAGAGGAUUGAUGAGCUGUUGAAAGGUGUUUCGAACUGUUCGUUGCCCUCCAACUCUACGUUUUUACAACGUUAUGCAAGCUGUGUUGGAUUGGAAAAUAUGAUUUCUAUAUAUGCUAGUCAGACAUCCAUGCUAAAUGAUAAGCUGUUCAACAAGGAAUAUCAGAACAAGACAAUCGAAGCGUUCGAAGAAUAUUUCUUACUCGCUUUAAUGGGAGACGCUCUUUCGGACUCUAUUAAUUAUUUCAUGAGCUCAUUUGCAAAGGAGGCCUCCAAUCCAAAUCUAGAAAUUGGUAUUAUAUUCACUAUUAUCGGGAUCUUGGGCCUUUGUGUCCUUAAUUACAACUUUUACACUUCCAUGACCACUCAUUACAGGCAUGUCCAAAGUUUAAGAAUGAUGCUCAAUUACAUUCCUCUGAAUAACUUGGAUUCCAAUGAGACGCUUCGUAACUUUGUUUUGCACAACCAAAUUCCAAACAAGCUCACGGCGUUCUUACAGAGUCAAAACAAGAAGGACUUUUCCCACAGUGAUACAUCAGGCAUCAGAGCUUUGCUGAACGCAUCAGUCGAUGGCGCUAUUUUGUGCAAUGCAAGUGGACUGAUAGAUCUGAUAAACCCAGCUGCACAAAGAAUGUUUGGGUACAAACAAUCAGAUAUUGUGGGUAUGCAACUUUUCACAGUAUUCCAAAAAGGAGAUCGAGAAACUAUUGAACGUACAAUUAAUGAGCUUAAAUUGAAUACUAGGAACAGUCAUGACGCUACCUCUGGAGACAGUCUAGAAUUGGAAUGUGUACGAAAGAAUCAGUCCACAUUCCCUGCAACCAUUAACAUGUUUACAGCCAAUCUUGGAGGUUCUCAAAUACUUGCUUGCGUCAUUAAAGAUGUUACACAAGAAAAGAAACACAACGCCCUAUUGGCAGAGGAAAAAUCAAAGUCAGAGCACUUACUUAGAAAUAUAUUACCAGAGGCUGUGGCUGCUAAAUUGAAAUCAGGCGAGACAUUUAUUGCAGAGAAGUUCAACGAUAUUACAUGCUUCUUUAGUGACAUGGUCAACUUUACGAAAAUGUCAUCCUCACUCAAUCCCUCUGAACUUGUUACCAUGUUGAAUCACAUUGUCAAUGGGUUUGACGCACUGACUGACAAGUAUAAUUUGGAAAAGAUCAAAACCAUUGGAGAUGCCUACUUUUGUGUUGGUGGAUUACAUUUGCAAUCUACUUCAGAUCAUCCUGAACGUUGUUUGAGGUUUUCUAUUGAAGCCCUCACCGUCGUUCAUGAUUACAACAGAACCAAUAGUGAUCAGCAAAUUAACAUUAGAAUUGGUCUAAACACGGGAGGUGCAGUGGCAGGUGUGAUUGGAACUAAAAAGUUUGCUUAUGACUUGUGGGGAGACACCAUCAACGUAGCUAGUAGAAUGGAAUCAACUUCAUUGCCAGGUAGAAUACACCUCAGUAGAUCUACAUAUGAAAGAGUUCAUGAUCUGGAGUUUGACUUUGAAGAACGAGCAAUAGAAGUGAAGGGAAAGGGAAAGUGUCAAACGUACUUGCUAAAGCCUCACCAUCAUGUCAACCCAUUGUACAAUGCUUUGGAAGAGCUGACUAAUAAUUUCCAAACCAACCUCGAACAACAUUCAGAUUAA
This is a messenger RNA of Naegleria lovaniensis, 4917 nucleotides long. RefSeq lists its product as uncharacterized. Gene Ontology annotation, molecular function: guanylate cyclase activity; peptide receptor activity. Gene Ontology annotation, biological process: intracellular signal transduction; cGMP biosynthetic process; receptor guanylyl cyclase signaling pathway. The record is from RefSeq and is a predicted model, not a curated record. The coding region runs from base 1 to 4917 and encodes 1638 amino acids. The transcript has 7 exons. NCBI's taxonomy places the organism in Eukaryota, Heterolobosea, Eutetramitea, Acrasida, Naegleriidae.